Molecule: messenger RNA, 1608 nt
Organism: Fusarium vanettenii 77-13-4
Lineage: Eukaryota; Fungi; Ascomycota; Sordariomycetes; Hypocreales; Nectriaceae
Exons: 6
Coding region: 1-1608 (535 amino acids)
Molecular function (GO): acid phosphatase activity
Source: RefSeq, a predicted model, not a curated record
AUGACGCUGCUCCUCUCUGGGCUCGUCGUGCUCCUGCUGGGCUCGAACCUCUAUCUCAGCCUUCCGUAUGCCUUCUCCGGCUCCGGCUGCGACCCACCCCGGGUGCCCCAGUAUUUCCAGACUUCGCCGCAGUUAUGGCCCGGCGCUACGGCUACCGGUAAGCCGGCUUUUAUGGCUCAAACUCACGUCUUUGAGCCUACGGCUACCUUUGUCCCCAACGAGCCCCUUCAGACCUCCAUCCCCAUCGAGGGCAUGAAGGAGGGCAACCAGAGCAUCUUCAAGAUGAUGGGUUAUCUGAGCCCUUACUCGCCCUCACCCGGCUUUGGUGUGGAUGAGUACCCUAUCCCCCAGGGUGCCGAGAUUGUUCAGGUUCAGAUGCUGUCGCGUCAUGGUGCACGAUACCCAACUCCUGGCUCCAAUGUGGCCGAGCUGGGUGAGCGUCUCGCCAAUGCCUCUGGCAAGUUCAACACAAGGGGAGCUUUGUCCUUCCUUAAUGACUGGAAAUAUGAACUUGGCUACGCCAUUCUGGUUCCAAGGGGCCGCCAGGAGCUCUUCGAGUCUGGUGUGUUGCAUGCAUACAUGUAUGGCAGCUUGUACAACCCCCAGAGCAAGCUCAUCGUCAGAACGACAACCCAAGACCGAAUGCUCAAGUCGGCUGAGAACUGGAUGGCUGGCUUCUUCGGCCUGGAAUGGACGAAUAAUGCUACCAUUGAGGUAAUCAUCGAGGCCCCCGGCUUCAACAACUCACUUGCCGGUGGCCUCGGUUGCCCCAACGCAGCCAAGGCUGACUACAAGUCGCCCGUGUCAACCUGGGUUGAAAAGUAUCUGCAAGAUGCUACCGACCGGUUCAACAACAUGACUGAGGGACUCAAAUGGACCCCCGCGGAUGUGUAUGCUGCUCAGACCAUGUGUCCUUAUGAGACGGUUGCGUAUGGUUUCAGCAUGUUCUGCGACCUGUUUACCUAUGAGGAGUGGCAGGGCUUUGGGUAUUCGGUUGACCUCGCCUUUGCCUCUGGCGCCGGGUUUCACAGCCCAGUGGGCCGGGCGAUUGGCCUCGGCUAUCAACAAGAGGUGAUUGCGCGACUCAAGAACCACACGCUGGGCUACUCUGGCUCUCAGAUCAACACGACACUUGACAGCAUGGAAGAAACCUUCCCGUUGAACCAAAGUCUCUACUUUGACUUUUCUCACGACACCAACAUUGUCUCCAUCCUGACUGCCUUUGGCUUUCGCCAGUUUGCCGACAAGCUCCCAGCCGAUGAGUAUCCGGGAGACCACAACUUCACGGUGGCUCACGUAACUCCGUUUGGUGCCCGUCUGGACAUUGAGAUUAUCAAGGCACCCAAGCCUGUCUCACCAGACAGGACUGGUUAUCUGGAGGGAGAGGAGACCAAGUACAUCCAUUUUGUGCUGAACCAGCGGACUCUUCCUUUGGGCAAGAGCUUCCCAGAAUGUGACGCCGACCGCAAGGACGGCUGGUGCGAGUUGGAGACGUUCCUCAAGGUGCAGGAAGAAAUGGUGGACAAGGCCAAGUUUGAGUAUGCUUGCUUUGGGGACUACCCGACAUUACCUUACGGCCAAGUGACGGACGGUGUGCCCCCAUCCUGA